This is a messenger RNA of Bombyx mandarina (wild silkworm), 686 nucleotides long. RefSeq lists its product as uncharacterized. Gene Ontology annotation, molecular function: zinc ion binding; SUMO ligase activity. The record is from RefSeq and is a predicted model, not a curated record. Gene Ontology annotation, biological process: double-strand break repair via homologous recombination; protein sumoylation. Gene Ontology annotation, cellular component: Smc5-Smc6 complex; nucleus. Lineage: Eukaryota; Metazoa; Arthropoda; Insecta; Lepidoptera; Bombycidae.
UGAAAAUUUGAAAUUAUGGCUGAUAUAGACAUUCGAGAUCUGAGAAAGCAGUGUAUUCAAAGCUUGAUCUCGACUGCGGAAAAUGUCGCUAAAUAUUUGCAAGAGGACAAGGAAGACAAUUAUGAAAAACUUAAGAUGUACAUGGAAAAUUACUGCUUAUUGGAAAUAGAACAAGAAGUUGCUGAGCAGGCUUUAGAGGCAGCAAAGGCAGAUACUAACAUAUCAAACAUAAAUACACUCCAAGAAAGAUUCGAGGAUGGCCUGAAAACUCUUUCACAGAACAGAAUUAAUCCUAACAGCCAUAGAUACAUGCAAGAAUUAAAGACUAGAUAUGAAAGUGGAUUACAAAGUGUAUCUUCAUCAGGACUUACAGAAAACCUGAAUGAAUCUGAUAUAGCUAUUGUCCAAACAAAUGAGCAGUUUCUAGAUCCAAUUACCAAAAAACAUAUAUCAGAUCCAGUGAAGAAUACAAUGUGUGGCCAUGUGUAUGAAAGAGAGACUAUUUUGAAUCUCAUAAGAAGGAAGCAUAGAAUCAGAUGUCCAGUUGCGGGAUGUGCCAAUCCAGAAAGCGUUCAAGAAAACCAUCUAUUGGAAGAUGAAGAAUUGAGAUUUAGAUUAUCAUUGUCGCAACACUCGACCAUGAUACAUUAAGUUCAUUUAAUAAUAUAAUAAAUGUGAAUUGACAA